AUGCUCGUCUUAUCUUUUGACUGUCAAAAAAACUUGGUAAACCCAAAAGUCCAAGAUCAGAUCGCCUAUUAUAGCCGCCAGCUCUACACUUAUAACUUUACCAUCGUUAAGGGUUCCUCAAAAACUAAAUUACAAAAUAAUAACGUGUUCUUAUACACCUGGAUGGAACACGAGUUCCAUAAAGGCUCGAACGAAAUCGCCUCAGCUGUUUUCCAUUGCCUAUCAGAUCUCAUAAAUAUGUCGGGUUACAGCAAAAUAAGAUUGUGUGCAGAUGGCUGCGGAGGGCAAAACAGAAACUCCACAAUGGUUGCAAUGUGCAUUUACUUCUUGGGGAAUAUCGCACCGCCCCAUAUUGGUGAAAUCGAGCUGGUUUUUCCCAUUAGAGGUCAUUCAUUCCUACCAUCGGACCGUGUAUUUGGAAUCAUCGAAAAAAAAUUAAGAAAACUUAGUGAAAUCACAAACCCCAACACGUAUAUCGAUAUCUUUAAGGAAAGAGGAACCGUCAUUAAUUUAAGAGAUUCUGGUGUCAAAUCUUGGAAGGAAAUUGCAAAGGAGUAUCUGAAAGGUGUGCAGUCUUGGCACUUUAAAUUUUCUAAAGCGAAAAGGAUUGUUAUUGAGAAAAAUGGUGGUAAGAUAACAGUUAGAGGCCAAGAACACUACAACAGUGAUGUUGGAGAAUCCAAGACAAUUUUUAAACGUGGGAAAUGA
This is a messenger RNA of Anthonomus grandis grandis, 708 nucleotides long. RefSeq lists its product as uncharacterized. The record is from RefSeq and is a predicted model, not a curated record. The transcript has a single exon. NCBI's taxonomy places the organism in Eukaryota, Metazoa, Arthropoda, Insecta, Coleoptera, Curculionidae. Bases 1 to 708 code for a protein of 235 amino acids.